AUGUACAUAUCUCUGAAUAUUGAUAUUAAAUUCUUUAGGAUUUUUCUCUUAAACUGUAUUUUUCUCUUAUACUGUAUCAUUUCCCAUUCUCAUUUUUAUUUCCAAAAUUUACUGAAUAUUAAAAAAUUAUUUAAGUGUUUUAUCAAUUCAAAAACUGCUGAUAUUCAUCGCUCACCAUUUCCCAAUAUUUUUCUUCUCAUUUAUGCCAACGGGUCAGUUUGGACUAAUUACCGUCUAAAAUUACAAGGACCUUGUGAAAUGGAUCUUACUCGAUUUCCUUUUGAUAACGUUACUUGUGCUCUAACUUUUGAAUCAUUUAAUUAUAAUACUGAUGAAGUUGAAAUGUUUUGGUCUAGUGUUGGAGUUGCCAAAAUGAGAGAUCAUAUAGAAUUAGCUGAUUAUUUGCUCAUUGAUAUAAUUCCCGACCGCCAAACUGUGCCUUAUCCAGCUGGUUAUUGGCAUGAAUUAACUAUGCGAUUUCACUUUAAGCGAAGGGCUGGCUGGUAUAUACUUCAAGCCUACUUGCCAACUUAUUUAACUAUUUUUAUCUCAUGGAUUUCUUUUGUUCUCGGUACUCAAGCCAUUCCUGCACGUACAAUGUUAGGAGUAAAUUCAUUAUUGGCUAUGACAUUUCAAUUUGGCAAUAUUAUUAGAAAUUUGCCUAAAGUCAGUUAUGUAAAGGCUAUAGAUAUUUGGCUUCUUUCUUGUAUGACUUUUGUGUUUUUUUCUUUACUUGAAUUAGCUUGGGUUGGUUAUUUAAGUAGAAAAGAAGGGGAAAGUAGUAAAAAAACUGAAAAAGAUACAGCAUCAACUACUGCUGCUCAACAACAAUUAAAAACUGUUUCUACACAAAAUUGGCAAAUACCUUUUGAAGAAAGUGAAGCUAGAAAAGAAGAAAAUAUUAAUUCUCUUAGGUAUGCAAUUAAAGUUUUUUAG
Molecule: messenger RNA, 936 nt
Organism: Meloidogyne enterolobii
Lineage: Eukaryota; Metazoa; Nematoda; Chromadorea; Rhabditida; Meloidogynidae
Source: the annotation of a GenBank genome assembly